AUGAUGCAAACCGUCGAUCUAUCGCAGCCAAAGCCCAUACAAUAUGCAUCACCACCUACACCACCGGCUUCCAAUACAGGCUCGCCAUCCAAGUCCAUGGCUGUUAUGAACGAGACCGAGACCGCCAAGAUGACCAUUUCAACCCACCACCACAUCCUCAUCGUCACCGGUCCAGCAGGGUGCGGCAAGAGUACGGUUGCAAAGCACCUCUCAGACCGAUAUGGAUUUGACUACAUCGAGGGCGACGAGUUCCACCCAAAAGCAAACAUCGACAAGAUGGCCGCCGGCAUCCCUCUCAACGACGAAGACCGCUGGGACUGGCUCAUCCUUCUACGAGACCAGGCCAUCACUGCACUGAAGAACGGAGCCAAGGGCGUCGUUGUUACCUGCAGUGCGCUCAAGAAGAAGUACCGCGACGUCAUCCGCACAGCCCGCCUCUACGACGAGGACCCAAACGCCAACGUACACUUCGUCUACCUCCGCUCCGACAUGGAGACCCUCCUCGCCCGCGUUCGCGCCAGACAAGGCCACUACAUGAAGGACGCCAUGGUCGAGAGCCAGUUCGCUGCGCUGGAAGAGCCCGACGAGACAGAGUGCAAGCAACUGAAGGAUGUGGAGAUCAUCGACGUCAAGGGCAGCAUACAAGACGUUCAGCUACUAGCCGGUGCUGCUGUUGACAAGGUUCUUGCGCAAUAG
Molecule: messenger RNA, 696 nt
Organism: Alternaria ethzedia
Lineage: Eukaryota; Fungi; Ascomycota; Dothideomycetes; Pleosporales; Pleosporaceae
Exons: 2
Coding region: 1-696 (231 amino acids)
Cellular component (GO): cytoplasm
Molecular function (GO): gluconokinase activity
Source: RefSeq, a predicted model, not a curated record